Molecule: messenger RNA, 767 nt
Organism: Closterium sp. Naga37s-1
Lineage: Eukaryota; Viridiplantae; Streptophyta; Zygnematophyceae; Desmidiales; Closteriaceae
Source: the annotation of a GenBank genome assembly
AUGCCCGCGCCUGCCAGCGUGGACGCCAUGCGGGCCACUCAGUGGGUGCCACGUGGCACUGACUCCACAACCCGUGACUCUAACGAGGGUGAUUCAAACGAGGGGAUCGGCUGCAUGGCAGCAGGGCCGUUUCAGGUGGAGCAUUGCUUGGCGAUGGAAGGGGUGGAAGCUGCGAGUGGGAAGGGAAGAGUGAGAGUGCGUGUUGUGCAGCAAUUCACACCAGUGAAUGCAGCAGCAGGAGGAAGAGGAGGGGGAAGAGAAGGAGGAAAGGGAGGAGGAAACGAAGGGAGAGGAGCAGGAGCUGUAGCGGUGCCUCGGCUUGCCAGCCUGGCAGUGCACAGGGAGAAGUGGGUGGAGCCGUUUUCAGGCGGCGCUGAGCUGGCGGAUGGAGCAGCACUGUUCAGUUCGGAGAUGGUUGAGGAGGGGGAGGGGAGUGAGGCAGUGAGGGAAGGCAGGGUGAAGGAGAUUGAGGGGCGGUGGGAGGUGACGGCGAGAGAAGCUCAAGUGCCCACAGCUCCAUCCAUCUCGUCAUCACUUGUUGCUCUGGAGUUGACAGAGCCAAUCCAAACGGAGUGUCAAGGCAGAUGGAGACCUCUGCUUUGGAGGAUGGGACGCUCAUGCUGCUCCCAGAGAGAGUCUGGAGUCAUGUGCAUAAGGUGGAUGAAUUGUCGGGAGAAAGAUUGUUUUGUGUGGAGGUUGGGUGGCUGUUUUCUUCCAACCAGGCGGUUGUGUCACGGGCUCACUUCGACCAAUCAGGGAAUGCAAAG